Molecule: messenger RNA, 8440 nt
Organism: Sinocyclocheilus rhinocerous
Lineage: Eukaryota; Metazoa; Chordata; Actinopteri; Cypriniformes; Cyprinidae
Product: zonadhesin-like
Cellular component (GO): membrane; extracellular matrix
Molecular function (GO): protein binding
Source: RefSeq, a predicted model, not a curated record
AUGGGACAUCUGGAGUUAAUACUAGUAUUAACAUGGAUAACAGGUUGCUUUACCAUAGACAACAAUGCAAAUAGAUUUGACGUGACAGAGGGAGAUGCAGCGUUGGCCUCUUGUGAUUUCAACCAAAAUGAAGAACCGUUCUGCAACUUCCAACAAGACCCUGCAGAUAAUGGUGACUGGACGCGUCACAGUGGACCCACCCCAACCCCAGGCACUGGACCUGAUGGAGACUAUCCGGAUGGAGCUGGCUAUUACAUAUAUCAUGAGGCUGACAACUCCGUAAAUGGACAGAAAGUACGCCUUCUCAGCCCAGUUAUUACUAGUGGACCUUCUGAGAUCUGUGUACAGUUCUACUACUACAUGUAUGGCUCUGACAGCAGUAACACCCUGACUGUGUUUGCCAAACGUCCCGGCUCUGAGGAACAAAUGUGGCAAAAAACUGGGAUACAGAGCCCUUCAUGGCUUGGAGCCUCUGUCACUGUGCCCAUACCAGCUGGACAGACUGCUCAGAUUGUGUUUCAAGCAAAGCGUGGGCUCUCCUCAUCAUGUGACACUGCCAUGGAUAACAUUGUCAUCACUGAGGGAGCCUGUGCUGGCUGUAUAGUUGGGUGUGAUUUUGAUGAUGAUGAAUGCGGCUGGACGAAUGUGGUACCUAAUGAUGAAAUUUUUGGUUGGGAGUUAUGGACUGGACAGACAGAUACACCAGGCACUGGCCCUGAUGAUGACUUCUCCAAACCAGGAUUGGGUUCAUACCAGUUAAUGGACUCCAGCUUUAGCAUUGAAGGAGAAUCCGCUCAGCUCUGGAGCCCCUCUACCUCAGCCUCUGGUUGCCUACAGCUGGACUUCCAUUACUACAUGUAUGGCAGUGCCACCAACAUGGAGCUAAAUGUCCAUGCAGUCACCACCGGUGGGGCACUUGGAGCCCCUAUUUUCAGCCUAAAAGGAAAUCAAGGUCAGGGCUGGAAGCCUGCAAGCGUUCGCUACAUUGGUUUAGCUGAUUCAGUGGAGUUUGUAAUUGUAGGUGUUUAUGGUGAAACAGACAAGACAGAUAUUGCAAUUGAUAGUGUCUGCAUUACCGCUUGUACAGCAACUCCAACAACACCUAAGCCAUCCCCGCCCCAACCCACUACACCUAAACCAUCAACACCACAACCCACUUCACCUAAACCAACGACACCAGGUCCAUCAUCCCCUAAUCCAUCUACACCCCAACCAGAUCCAUCAUCCCCUAAUCCAUCUACACCCCAACCUACUUCACCUAAACCAACGACACCAGGUCCAUCAUCUCCUAAUCCAUCUACACCCCAACCGCCUUCACCUAAACCAACGACACCAGGUCCAUCAUCACCUAAUCCAUCUACACCCCAACCGUCUUCACCUAAACCAACGACACCAGGUCCAUCAUCACCUAAUCCAUCUACACCCCACCCCACCCCACCUAAACCAACAACACCAGGUCCAUCAUCACCUAAUCCAUCUACACCCCAGCCCACCUCACCUAAACCAACGACACCAGGUCCAUCAUCACCUAAUCCAUCUACACCCCAACCCACUACACCCAAACCAACAACACCAGGUCCAUCAACUCCUAAACCAACAACACCUAAGCCAACUACUCCAGGACCAACACCACCAGUGAACUGCCCUCCAGACUCGGAGUACAUUGAUUGCGGCCCAGCCUGCAUUCCUACCUGCACAGAACCCUCCACCAACUGCUCUGGUUCUUGCAUCAGCGGCUGCUUCUGUAAGCCAGGAUUUGUUUUCCGUGGCCGACGCUGUGUUCCUAUUGAGCAGUGUGGAGACUCGGAGUACAUUGAUUGCGGCCCAGCCUGCAUUCCUACCUGCACAGAACCCUCCACCAACUGCUCUGGUUCUUGCAUCAGCGGCUGCUUCUGUAAGCCAGGAUUUGUUUUCCGUGGCCGACGCUGUGUUCCUAUUGAGCAGUGUGGAUGUCUGGAUGAAGAAAACAAUUACUUUGAGCCUGGUGAGAUCAUUUUUGGAGAUGGCUGUUCCAAGUUGUGUCGCUGUGCUGGCAACUACACUUUCGACUGUGUGGACAACACCUGUGACCCUGUGACAGAAGAAUGUCGGGAGUUUGGUGGAGUGCACGGCUGCUACCCUAAAGGAACCUCCACCUGUAUUGCCUCUGGUGACCCCCAUUAUAACACCUUUGAUAACCGGCGCUAUGACUUCAUGGGAAACUGUUCUUACCUGAUGUCCGAACCUUGUAACAGCACAGACGUGCCUUACUUCGCUGUGUACACAGACAACGAGAACCGCUACAACAAUCCUCAUAUCAGCUAUGUAAAAGCAGUUCAUGUCCAUGCGCUGGGAGUCGUAGUGUCUGUUCUGAAAGGAGGAACGGUUCAAGUCAAUGGUACCAAUGUGAACAUUCCUCUGAGUCCUGUCAGUGGUGUUGACAUUUUUAUGUCUGGCAAGCACUACACAGUGGCCUUGAACUUUGGAGUAACCGUACGUUAUGACGGAAACCACUAUAUGGACAUUAAAGUUAUCAAGGACUAUGAGGACAAACUUUGUGGACUGUGUGGGGACUACAACGGAGACCCUCAGAAUGAUUUCCAGACUCCAACUGGUGAACUGGUCCAAAGCCCCAAUGACUUCGGCCACAGCUGGAACACAGACCCUGAGUGUAACAAGCCAGAGGUUGGCCCAUCCCCUGGGUGUACAGAUGCUGAGCAGGAGUUGUAUGAAGGGCCUGCUUACUGUGGUAUCAUAUUGGACAGCAAUGGCCCAUUUGCUGCUUGCCAUCCAAAAGUCAACCCCAAUGGUUUCUUCCAAGACUGUCUGUUUGACGUUUGUGAGCUGGAUGGUGCUUAUUCUGCUUUGUGUGAAGCAAUAGAGUCAUACGUCAAUGAAUGUCAGGACCGUGGAGUUACAAUUGGACCCUGGAGAAACAGCACCUUCUGUCCUCUGAAAUGCCCACCCAACAGUCACUUUGAAUCAUGCGCACCAGUUUGCCAGCCUUCCUGCAGUCCAUAUCCACCAAGUCAGUGCAUCGGGCCUUGUUCUGAAGGAUGUGUUUGUGACCCUGGAUAUAUCCUCAGUGCUGGCCAGUGCGUGAAAGAAGAAACUUGUGGUUGCAGCUAUAAUGGAAAUUAUUAUAAGCCAGGUGAAGAGUUCUACACUAAGGACUGUGAAGUACUGUGUAAGUGCGACCCCCCAUUUGUUUCCUGUAAAGCUGCCGACUGCCCACCAGUGGAACAAUGUGGAGUACAGGGUGGUGUAAUUGGGUGUUAUCCACAAGAAUCUCAAGACUGCAUUAUCUCUGGUGAUCCUCAUUAUAACACUUUCGAUGGCAAAUACUACAGCUACAUGGGCACUUGCACCUACACUCUGGCCCGCACCUGCCAAAACAACACUGGCCCCUGGUUCUCCAUAGAGGGUAAGAAUGAAGAGAGAGGAGUUUCUGGUGUUUCUUACCUGAGGAAACUAUACGUGACUGUUGAUGGCAUCACUGUGACACUGAUGAAAAACAAGAGAACUCUGUUGAAUGGACUCAGGGUGUCUCUUCCUCACUCCCCAUCUCCACUCAUUUCGCUGUCUCUUGCUGGACAAUAUGUUAUCCUCACAACUCCGUUUGGCCUGGAGGUGCAGUGGGACGGCAACCAUUACGCCAAGAUCUCAGUUCCUAGUUCCUACUAUGACCAGAUGUGCGGCCUGUGCGGGGACUACGACGGAAACCCCAAUAAUGAUUUCACUAAGCCGGAUGGCUCCCAAACGGACAGCUCAAGUCAGUUUGGUGACAGCUGGCAAACUGAUGAGGAUGAGGAUGCAACGUGCAAGCCGGACCCCGGGCCUCAACCACCCUGCGAUCCUGAGCUGGAGGGUGUCGUGUCAAACCCAGAGAACUGUGGAAGAAUAACUGACACAAACGGAGCAUUUAGGGACUGCAUAAAUGUGGUGGACCCCUUGCCUUUCUUCCAGAGCUGUGUGUUUGAUAUGUGUCGUUAUCAGGGACUGCAGCAGGUCCUUUGUGACCAGCUUCAGGCUUACACUGAUGCUUGCCUGAGUGCAGGUGCUCCUGUCCAUCAGUGGAGGGAGCCAGACUUCUGCCCUCUGGAAUGCCCUCCAAACAGCCAUUACGCCAUAUGUGUGAGCUCCUGUCCGGAGACAUGUCUGGGUAUCAAUGGACCACCGGGCUGCAGUGAGAAGUGUGUUGAAGGCUGUGAGUGUGACCCUGGCUUUAUCCUCAGUGACAACAAAUGUGUCCCUGUUAAAGACUGUGGCUGUGUGGACUCCUCAGGCUCCUACCAUCCAGUAAAUGAGAGCUGGUAUCUGGAGGGCUGUACACAGAAGUGUACAUGUGAGGGUGGAGGAAUUAUUCACUGUUACAACACCAGCUGUCUUCCUACUGAGAGCUGCCAACUUCAAGAUGGAGACUAUGGCUGCAAACCACUUGGUACAGGCAUUUGCUCAGUUUCUGGUGACCCUCAUUAUAACACCUUUGAUGAUAAAGUACAUCACUUCAUGGGUGCCUGUUCCUACACUCUCACUAAGCCCUGUAAUGAGACCUCAGGCUUGCCAUACUUUUCUGUGGAGACACAGAACGAGCACAGAGACAAUAAUAAGAAAGUGUCUUAUGUAAGAUCUGUCAUCAUCAAUGUGCAUGACACAACCAUCAUUUUGGGCAAGGGGCGCAAAGUUCAGGUGAAUGGAGUUCAGGUCACUGUGCCUGUCACACUGUCAAAUGGUGUUAAGAUCUUCCUAAGUGGCAAAUUUGUGGUGCUUGAGACAGACUUUGGAUUGCGUGUCCGUUUUGAUGGAAACCAUCAUGCAGAUGUCACCUUGCCUUCGUCCUACAGCGGACUGUUAUGUGGACUCUGUGGAAAUUAUAAUGGUAAUCCUAAUGAUGACAACAUCAAGUCAGAUGGAACGCCAACAGACAGCACCAAUGAGCUUGGAGAAAGCUGGCAGGUUCCUGACGACAGACCAGAUUGUACUCAUGGUGGAGGAGACAUUGAAUGUGAUGACAAGAUCGAGAGUGAAGCACAGAAACCUACUAGCUGUGGCAUGAUCACCGACCCCAAUGGAAUCUUCAAGCCAUGUCAUGAAGUGGUGCCUCCCAAUCCUUACUUUGAGAACUGUGUGUUUGAUCAGUGUGGCACUGGUGGCGCCACAGUGGCACUGUGCCAAGCUAUUCAAAGCUAUGCUGACCUGUGUGCUCAAGCUGGGGUGCCAAUUAACUGGAGGAAUAACACCUUCUGCCCUAUUAAAUGUCCGGUUGGUAGUCACUAUGAGCCGUGUGGUUCAGCCUGUCCAGCCAGUUGUCAGGACCCUGGAUCUGAAGGCACCUGCUUUGAGCCCUGUGUUGAGGGAUGUGUGUGUGACCCUGGUUUUGUCCUCAGUGGGGACAAGUGUGUGCCCUUCAGCGAGUGUGGUUGCACUGACAAAGACAGCAACUAUAGGCCUGUUGGAGACAGCUGGUUCACGAAGGAUGAUUGCACAGAGCGCUGUGUUUGUUCACCUUUCAAUACAGUGACAUGCGAGGCAUGGCAAUGUGGUCCCACUCAGGAAUGUAAGGUCAAUGAUGGUGAACUAGGCUGUGUGAACACAGGAGUGGGCAUUUGUCACAUUGCUGGUGAUCCUCACUACUACACUUUUGAUGGCAUCAUGCACACCUACAUGGGUACCUGCACUUACACGCUGGUGGCGAUAUGCGACACCUCUAUGGUGACACCCUUCACCAUUGUGGCCAAAAACGAAGAGCGCGGCCAACCAGAAGCUUCGUAUGUUCACUCUGUGACCGUCUACCUGCCCACUGCCAACAUCACCAUCAGCAAGAAUGGAAGAGUACUGGUGAAUGAACGCAGGAUAAAGACCCCCUAUGACAUCAGUUCAGCCAAGGCGCGGGUGUUCACCAGUGGAGUAAACACCGUACUGGACACUGACUUCGGCCUGAUUGUGAAGUUUGAUGGAGUGCACCAUAUUGAAAUCACAGUACCUGGAGACUAUUUCAACAAGGUAUGUGGAAUGUGUGGUAACUACAACGGAGAUUCCUCUGAUGACAACUUGAUGCCUGAUGGCAAACCAGCCAACAAUGCCACUGAACUUGGUAACAGCUGGAAGGCAGAGGGAGACAGUGAUCCUGGGUGCAAACCUGAUGAACGGCCUGAUGACAAACCCAACUGCGACAAGAAAGAGGAAGAAAUCUACAAGUCACAGUGUGCGGCGUCUAUCCUAUCUGAUCUCUUCAAGCCCUGUCACUCUCUCAUUCCUCCAGAAUCUUUCCUGGGGAACUGUAUCUAUGACAUGUGCGAGUAUGAUGGCAUGCAGUCGACUCUGUGCGAUAACAUUGAAGCUUACGCCCAGGCCUGUCAUAGCGCUGGAGUCACGAUCAGCUGGAGAAACAGCACCUUCUGUCCUCUCCCGUGCCCACCAAACAGUCACUAUUCUGAGUGCACAGCACCAUGUCCUCCUACUUGUGCCGAUCUCUUCCCCGUAUUCUGCCCAUUACCACCUAAUAGUUGUGUCGAAGGCUGCAAGUGCAAUGGAGGUUUUGUGCUAAGUGAUGGCAAGUGUGUUCCCCUCUCAAGCUGUGGAUGUGUUGACAGCAAUGGAGAGUAUCAUGAUGUGGGAGAUUCGUGGAUAACUGACCACUGCGAACAGAGGUGCAGCUGCAGCCUUGGAGGAGUGCUGUCCUGCACAUCCUUUGAAUGCAAUGACAACUCGAUCUGCGAUCUUGACAGCAAUGGAGACCGUUACUGCAAACCUGAGAAAUUCGAUGACUGCAAUAUUGCUGGGGACCCUCACUAUCGUACCUUUGACAGAUACAAUCACCACUACCAGGGAGCGUAUACCUAUGUAUUAACUCAGAGCACCACUCUGCCCAGCUCCCUCACACCGUUCACAGUCCGCGGCAAAAACCAGCGGCAGGGAGGCAUCAGCCGGGUGUCACUCCUGCGCGAGGUCUAUGUGGACGUAUACGGCAUUACUGUUCGCAUGCAGCAGAAGAAGAAAGUGCUGGUCGAUGGAGAGAAAGUUGGUCUACCGUUCAGUCCUGUACGUGGAGUUAACAUAAAAACAAAGUCUCGUUAUGUGAUGCUCACAACUGACUUUGGCCUUUCUGUGCGCUUUGAUGGCAAUGCUCAAGCAGUGGUGACUCUACCAAGUGUAUACAGAUCCCGUGUGCUCGGUCUGUGCGGUAACUAUGAUGGAAACAACCGUAACGAGUACACAAAACCAGAUGGCACAGUUACCCGCAACCUCAAUGAGUUUGGAGACAGCUGGAGAGUGACUGACAGACAGGCGGGUCUUGGUACCACAUCCCUACCAAAGAUGGUGCACCUACACAAGCGUGAAGUGGAGGCUGACCCAGAUUCAGGGUUUGAUACGACAGGCUGCACAGAUGCUCUGCUGGAGGAGCUGAACGGGAAUAAAAUGUGUGGGGCUCUCAGCGACCCUGCUGGUCCUUUCACUCCCUGUCAUGCUGUGAUCACUCCGGAUGUCUUCCAGGAGGAUUGUGUGUUUGACCUAUGCGCUGAGCAGGGCAGUGAAGAGCUGCGCUGUGAAAAUUACGCCGUCUACGCUCGGGCUUGCCAAGAUCUGGGUGUCACACUAGGGCUGUGGAGACAAGAACUGAAUUGCGGUCUGCAGUGUGGGCCCAACAGCACUUACUCCCUCUGUAUGACUCCAUGCCCGGCGUCCUGCGCAGACCUGGCGGCUCCCUCUGAGUGUGAGCAAACGCAGUGUGUGGAGGGAUGUCAGUGCGCCUCCGGCUUUGUCAUGAGCGACCAAGACUGUGUGCCUUACAGCGAGUGUGGAUGCACUUACCUCGAUCGCUACUAUCAGCUGAAGGAGACAUUUGUGACAGAGGAUUGUUCACAGAGUUGUGAAUGUACUACCACUGGUGCUGUGUGUCAAACAAAGGGCUGUGGAGACAACGAGAUCUGCACUGUGUAUGACACCAAACGUGACUGUUAUAAAUCGAGUCCAUGUUUGAGCUCGCCCUGUCAGAAUGACGGUACCUGUGUGGAUAAACCAGAUGGUUCUGGUUAUACCUGCACUUGCACUGAAGGUUUUGAGGGCACAAACUGUGAGGUCUUUAAAAUCCCCUCCGAGGGAGGCCUGGAUCAAACAGCUAUUAUCUUGAUCGGAGUCCUCGUGCCACUUGGCGUCAUCCUCAUAGUCACAGCAACUGUGUGCAUUUACAAGAAGUGCAGCCGCAAAAAGAUGAGUUACGAUUCAAAUAAGCAAUUUGAGCUGAACAAAAAGACAGAUCAUCCUUAUGAAACUCUAGAUGAGGGUAAGAAGCAGGGAACAGACAACAGUGUGCUGAAGGCUACUACAUUCUGAAGCAGUUUUUUGACAAUGAUUUGCUGACAAGAUUUUGUUUAUAUUUAUUAAUUUUAAACGUCUUUGUGGAAUAUGUGAACUGACUGGCAAAACCUCUGUUAAUAUUUUACAUUUUUCAACUUUUCAG